UCUCAGACUUGAUAAAUAAUAACAAUAGACCGAAGCUAUGUGAACGGCACGAGCGACACAUCGCGUCUUCCUCGUUCUCGCUCGUUCUCGUUUACUUGUUCCGCGCAACAAGUUCUGUUUUGUGCGUCGAUCUGCAACGAUGUGAUAACCUAAACCUAAACAGAAACGUCGCCAUUUCGACGAUCUUGGAGGCAGGCAGAUCGAGAAAGUGUUCGACAGAUGAGAGCGAUCUAGCAGUGAAGCGGAUCAAGAACUCCUGCAGAAUGUUCUGUUGGGGCAGUACUAUUCACGGGGAGCUGGGUUUGGGCGGUAUCGAGGAUGAGAAUAUUUUUAUGCCAAGGGAAGUGGAUUUUGCAGAAGCCAACAAUGUCGAACAAAUCGCGUGUGGAGAAAAUUAUACCGUAGCUAUUACGAAAGAAGGUCAAGUAUAUUCCUGCGGUAAUAACGACUAUGGACAGCUCGGUCAUGAGAAGGCAAGGAAAAGGUUACAACUGAUACCUGGCCUAGACGCAUUUGUAUUCAGAAAAAUAGCGUGUGGUAAUUGUCAUACUUUGGCUGUAAAUGAGUGGGGACAACUUUUCAGUUGGGGUUGUAAUAUGAACGGUCAACUAGGAUUAAAUAGCGUCGAUUGUACAGAGCGUGUUCCACGUAUGAUUAAAGUAUUAGGUACAAAUGUGAUAGUGCAGAUUGCUUGUGGUGUAGAGCAUUCGAUCGCUCUAACUAACGACGGAGAGCUGUAUGCGUGGGGUAGUAAUAGAGAGGGACAAUUAGGAUUAGGGUCAUACACGGUGACUGAAAUAAAACCGAAAAGGAUUUCUACUUUAGCUGCCGUACCAAUUGCAUUUAUCGCAUGCGGCGGUUAUCACACUAUAGUCAUAUCAAAAUCAGGAGCUGUAUUCUCGUGGGGGAGGAACACCUUUGGACAAUUAGGAUUAAAUGAUAUACAGCAGAGGAAUUUACCAUGCCAGUUACGUACUCUGAGAAACGCGAAAGUAUGCUAUGCGGCAUGCGGCGAGGAAUUCUCAUUAUUUUUGACAAUGGAUGGUGGAGUGUUUACAUGUGGUGCUGGAAUGUAUGGUCAAUUAGGUCAUGGGAAUACUACAAAUGAGAUUUUGCCGCGACAAGUUAUGGAGCUAAUGGGUAGCACGGUAACACAAAUAUCUUGUGGUAAAAGGCAUACAUUGGCCUUAGUGCCAUCUAGAGGGAGAGUUUACGCUUGGGGUUUAGGAGGUGCUGGACAAUUAGGCAAUCGUGCUUCACAGAGUGCUACAACACCACAAGUCGUUCUAGGACCUUGGUCUUCGCCGAGCGGAUCAUCGGUGAUGCUCGACCUACAUUAUAGCCCUCAAAUCGACUGUGUUGUUAAGCAUAUCUACAGUGGAGGCGAUCAUUGCUUUGUUACGAUCAGUCACAAAAAAGAUAAUAUAGAACCAAGCGACUGUAGAAUAUUAGGGCCGACUUCCCAAAUUCUUACAGUGAUGGAAGAAAAGCUAACCGAAUGUCAGAAGAUCCCACCAGGUUCACCGGUGAAUCAUGAAUUAAUGACGUAUCUAGAAACUGUAUUCAAAAGUCAAGCAUGUAUAAAUGCGUCCUUUUUGCUCAGUAAUGAUGCGCAUUAUGGAUGUUCGAGCAAGCAUCACGGAGUCAAUAUCGACUACGCGAUCAGAUUAUUUGGAAUUAUCUCAGAACUGGACAACGGCACGAUUCAAGAACUGAUUUUUACAUGCGUAACUGACAGUCUGAUACCAUCAUUUGUUGACUCUCCACCCGAUGUGGAGUCCUUAAGAGUAUACUUAACGCUGCCGCUAUAUCAUCGCUUCGCAAAUCUGUCCAACUAUAGCUCUUUGCAAACGCCAUUCUGCAAGGCGGUAUUGAAAUUGAAGGCUGAGGCUUGUAAGAUCGUAGGCAUGUGGUGGAGCUCAGCCCCUCCGUAUUACUUCGAGAGACUCGUGAGAAUGUACAAGUCUGUGGUGCUGCACUUUGUGAAACAAUCGACGGCGGAUAAAGCCAUCAUGUGGACUGAAAGUCUGCAAUGUGCUUUACAACUGUUAGGACUAUUAUAUAAACUAAAUAUCAUAGCUGGUAUACGAGUACUCCACGAGACCUUCCACUUGUCAGAAUUAUCGGAAUAUGUAGACAUUGCUCGUGAAUACUGCAAAUGGCUGACAGAAGAAGAUCGGUCUUUCUACCGUAAAAUAUACUUCUGCAAUUAUCCUUUCCUGUUCGAUGCCGAGGCAAAAACAAAGUUGCUUGAAACCGAUCAAUCUAUACAGAUGCAAUCCGCGAUGAAUGAAGUGGCAUCACGAGUUGUGAGAGAUAUAAUGCUCGGAACACCUAGCCUGAACUUUCAACAGUAUAGUCAAUUUGUAAUAUUACACGUGUCACGGGAUAAAAUAGUCAACGACACUCUGGAUCAACUGCUGAAGUAUGAUUCUAAAGAGUUGAAGAGACCACUUAGAGUUAAAUUCCGUAAUGAAGAGGCUGAAGAUGUGGGUGGCGUGAGAAAAGAGUUUUUUAUGCUUCUCUUCGCAGAGAUUCUCGAUUUUAAAUACGGUAUGUUCAAAGAAUACGAAGAAACAAGGACAAUUUGGUUCAGUUCGGAUUCAUUAGAAGAAGAAAUUAUGUAUUUUCUAAUCGGCGUCCUCUGCGGCUUGGCCAUUUAUAAUUUUGUAAUUAUCCAUUUGCCAUUUCCAUUGGUCAUGUAUAAGAAACUUUUAGGAGAAUCGGUCGGGCUAAGUGAUAUCAAGGAAAUGUCACCGACAAUAGCUAGAAGUUUAGAAAGUAUUCUCGAAUACAACGAAUCGGAUUUUGAAGAAGUAUUCGGUUUGGGCUUCGAAAUAAGUAGAGAAGUGUUUGGCGAGCUGAAAAACUUCGAAUUGAUACCCGGCGGUGAUAAAAUUCCUGUAACAUUAAAAAAUAAGCAACAAUACGUUGAUCUUUAUGUGGAUUAUAUAUUAAACAAAUCAAUAGAAACGCAAUUCAAAGCGUUUCAUAAAGGCUUUCAUAAUGUAUGCGGUGGAAGGGUGUUAGAGCUAUUUCGUAGUCAUGAAUUGAUGUCGCUUCUCAUCGGCAAUGAGAAUUACGAUUGGGAAGAAUUGGAGAAGAAUGCCACUUAUAAGGACUGCUAUUCUAAAAAUCAUCCUACUAUCAUGCUCUUCUGGCAGGUCUUUCAUGAAUUGCCGUUGGAGGAGAAGAAGAAAUUUUUACUUUUCUUAACAGGCAGUGACAGAAUACCUAUACAGGGUAUGAAAGCUAUAAAAAUAACGAUACAGCCAAUGACUGACGAACGUUUUUUACCGGCUGCACAUACAUGUUUUAACCUUCUCGAUUUGCCACGUUAUCAAACUCGUGAAAGAUUGAAAUACAAAUUAUUGCAAGCUAUCCAACAUAAUAAAGGAUUCUCACUCGUGUGAGAUCAUGAAGCGCCUAAACAAGCUCAAUGACUAAUUACAUAAUAAAAUGUAUGAAUCAACAAUGAAUUGGAAGAAUAUGUAAAUUUAAUAGUCUUUUUUAUUAUGAUAAUAACCUAUAAAUGAAUUAUG
Messenger RNA from Mycetomoellerius zeteki, 3542 nucleotides. RefSeq names its product HECT and RLD domain containing E3 ubiquitin ligase 4 (gene Herc4). The coding region runs from base 264 to 3413 and encodes 1049 amino acids. The record is from RefSeq and is a predicted model, not a curated record. Lineage: Eukaryota; Metazoa; Arthropoda; Insecta; Hymenoptera; Formicidae. The transcript has 18 exons. Gene Ontology annotation, molecular function: ubiquitin-protein transferase activity.